Octodon degus (degu) is the source of this 2115-nucleotide messenger RNA. RefSeq names its product C-C chemokine receptor type 5. The record is from RefSeq and is a predicted model, not a curated record. Gene Ontology annotation, molecular function: C-C chemokine receptor activity. Gene Ontology annotation, cellular component: membrane; cytoplasm. Bases 65 to 1135 code for a protein of 356 amino acids. Lineage: Eukaryota; Metazoa; Chordata; Mammalia; Rodentia; Octodontidae. The transcript has 2 exons. Gene Ontology annotation, biological process: chemotaxis; inflammatory response; G protein-coupled receptor signaling pathway.
GUGGGCAGAAGAGCUCAGACAGCUGCACCCCCGGGGGAACGAAACGCUGCCUGAGUGGAGCAGGAUGAACGACACAACGACGACAACGACGAGCUCUACCACUGACUUUGACUAUGAAGUGGCAGAACCCUGCCAGAAAACCAGCGUGAAGGAAGUGGCAGGGCAGCUGCUGCCCCCGCUCUAUGCGCUGGUGGUCGUCUUCGGCUCCGUGGGCAACAUCCUGGUCAUCCUCAUCCUGGUCACCUGCAAGCGCCUGAAGAGCAUGACAGACAUCUACCUGCUCAACCUGGCCGUCUCCGACAUGCUCCUCCUCCUCACGCUCCCCUUCUGGGCUCACUACAGCGCAGCCUACAGCUGGGUCUUUGGAGGCGCGGUGUGCAAGCUGCUCACGGGGCUCUACCACAUCGGCUAUUUCGGAGGGGUCCUCUUCAUCAUCCUCCUGACCAUCGACAGGUACCUGGCCAUCGUCCAUGCUGUGUUUGCUCUGAAAGCCAGGACGGUUACCUUCGGUGUGGUGACCAGCGGGGUCACCUGGCUGGUGGCUCUGUUUGCUUCUCUCCCAGGAAUCAUCUUCAUAAAAUCUCAAAGAGAAACUUUGCGUUACACUUGCAGCCCUUAUUUCCCUCCCCACCAAUAUCAUUUCUGGAGGAAAUUCCAGGCACUGAAGAGGGUGCUCUUGGGGCUGGUGCUGCCGCUGCUGGUCAUGGUCGUCUGUUACUCGGGCAUCCUGCGGACCUUGAUGCGGUGCCGGAAUGAGAAGAGGCGGCACAAGGCGGUGAGGCUCAUCUUCGCCAUCAUGGUCGGCUACUUCCUCUUCUGGGCACCCCACAACAUCGUGAUCCUCCUGAACACCUUCUCAAAUCUUGUGGCCCUCAACAACUGCAGCAGCUCUAACCAGCUGGACCAAGCCAGCCAGGUGACCGAGACUUUGGGGAUGACACAUUGCUGCGUGAACCCUAUCAUCUACGCCUUCGUUGGCGAGAAGUUCCGCCGGUAUCUCUCGGCGUUCUUCAGAAAGCACGUGGCCAAGUGUUUGUGCAAACAGUGCGCCAUCUUCCAGCGAGAUGCCUCAGAACGCAGCAGCUCCUUUUAUACCCGGUCCACCGGGGAGCAGGAGGUCUCCACUGGCUUGUGAGCAGGCCUGCCGUGUGGCUGUCACUCAGUGUCUCUGCACAGCUGCCAGUGGGGGUGACUUUGGGGACAGGAGUCUACUGUCACAGAGGAGCUAAGACCCAUCCCUCUGCUUGAGUCUACAGGAGCUGAUAAGACCAUUGACUCUAGAAAGCUGUGUCAAAAAUCCAUUGAUGAAGUUGGGCCCCUGAUUCCCCCUGCUUACACCGAGUUACUCAUAAGCUCUUUCUUUAGUGCAAAAGUUCACUAUCAAAAUGUCCUCAGAGAAUUGCUGGUUGUGAGGUUCAGCUGUCUAAAUAGAAAUAACUAAGUGCCCUGAGAAACACCGCGCAGCUUCUUCCCUUGUCCAGAGCAGCCUGCAGGUGUAAAUGUGUUUCACGCAAGCCUUUGUUUCACCCUAGGAGGGAAGAUAGGGUGUGAGUUGCUGAGAAACAGCGAGUCCCAGCUGUGAUUUCCCUCCAAGGUAGGGACAGCAGGUUCCACUGACUUGCGGGGCCAGGCGAGUGUCCUGCAUCCUGGCAGGGAUGGGGGCACCACACAGGGAGGGAGGAUUUGGGCCAUCUGUCCGUGGAGGAGGCGAAGCCGGGCCUCAGGCUGCCGACAGCACAGGCAAAGCUUGGUUGUGAGAAAACAGGUAGCUAUCCCCAAAGAAGAAGGACGAGGCUGGGUGGGGUAGAACAUUGCCCCGACAGCAUUGGCAAUGUCAGCAUUGCCCUGACGGUGUCAUGGCAGUGCAGGGAGCCUCCUGCCAGCGUGGCCGGGCCAAAGUCUCAUUUUGUAGCCAGUGGGGGACAGGGGAAGAUGAGUAUUUGGGAGAAGGAGAUCAGACAUAGUAAGACCAGAAUGAGGGCAGCCUCCUGGGUGAGGGCAGCCUCUUGGUCCUGCAGCUUGGGCUGAGCUUGGCUGGAGGUGAGCAGCCCAGAGGAGCCCAGGAGCAGCCUAGGCUCCAAGCAGAUGCAGGAAGAUCUGGAAGGGUCAUGGCCA